Messenger RNA from Exophiala aquamarina CBS 119918, 627 nucleotides. RefSeq lists its product as uncharacterized. The coding region runs from base 1 to 627 and encodes 208 amino acids. Gene Ontology annotation, cellular component: mitochondrion. The record is from RefSeq and is a predicted model, not a curated record. Lineage: Eukaryota; Fungi; Ascomycota; Eurotiomycetes; Chaetothyriales; Herpotrichiellaceae. Gene Ontology annotation, biological process: mitochondrial respirasome assembly. The transcript has a single exon.
AUGUCGAACCCGGACCCCUCCCCGUCCAGCGAACCCUCACCACUGAGCAGCAGCGCCAUCCCGUCGAGCUUCGACAGCUCGCCCGAAUUCUUCGAAGAAUCGCGGACGCAAAAGCUGUUCCGCAAGAUCCGACAAGAACCCUUGAUUCCCGUCGGCUGCGCGGCCACCUGCUACGCAUUAUACAUGGCGACGAAGUCUAUCCGCGCCGGCGACCACCACCAGACCAACCGCAUGUUCCGGGCCCGCAUCUACGCCCAGGGCUUCACCCUGCUGGCCCUCGUUGCCGGCAGUAUCUUCUACAAAGACGAGCGCAUGCGGAGGAAACAGUUCGAGAGCGCCAUCGAAGAGAAGAAGAGCGCCGAGAAGAGGGAUAAGUGGAUCCGCGAGCUGGAGGCCAGAGACCAAGAGGAUCGCGAGUGGAGGGAACGCAUUGAGAAUUCCGGCCGAGACGUCAAGGACGAGGCCAGGCAGGCCGUGGGCACGGUCGCUGAGAAGAUCAAGGAGCAGCAGGAACAGGACGGCGAAGGGCAGAAGAGGUCUGGCGGUUGGUUUUCUAGUAAGAGUGUCAAGGAGGAGGUCGAUCGACACGGUUGGGGACUGGGCACCUGGGCUAGGAGGUCCAGGUAG